AUGUUCGAGUCUGAUGAUUAUGACGAGAUUCUAUCUCAAAUUGAAUUGCCACAGACAAGUUUAGCAUUAAAUUUAGAAGUUUCAAAUGAACCAACGAAAAAUAAAGAAAAUGAGAAAAAUAUUUCAAAUGAGUGUUUGUCAACAUUAGAAAACAGGGAAGAUAUUGUAUCUGUUAACAAAUCUGGUAGAGUAAUAGAAGACAGUCUACCUUUGAAUAACUUAUCCGCAAAACACUCAAAAAGAAAAAUUAUAAAUAGUCACUUUAAUCAAAAGAGUAAAAGAAAGUUUCCUGGCCCAGCUGGUUUGUUAACAGGAACACUUGUGGAGACAAAAGAUGACUCUGAGGGUCAUUUAGAAGUACUUUCACAGGAUAUUGAUUUCACUCAAAAUUGUUUGAGCCAUGAGAUUUGGGAGUCUCCUCUAUGGAAGCGACUUUUAGAAGACACAAAAAGCUUAGGAAUAAUAAAUACUAUUAAAUCUAUCAAACUACAAGCUGUUGCGGGAAAUCUUCAAAAAAAGAAAGCUGAAAUUGUUACAGCUUUCAUUGAAAGUGUUGAUAGAUCUGCAAUUGAUCCACUGAUUAUUAUAAAAGAUGAUACUGAUAGAAUAAAAUGCACACUUCAUAGAGAUGCAUGGAAUGCCUUUUCAUCAUACAUAGUAUCUGAAUAUUGUGCUCUAGUUUUAACAAAGCCAACCGUCCUUACUACUGGAAGUGCUUUCAAAAAACAUUAUUUAAAUAUAACACUUAGUAACAUCUGGGCUAUCUAUAGUUCAGCUUUGAUAGAUAAAGAUGAAUCAUUGCCAGAAGACUGUGAAAAAAUAAAUGAAGCUACCUUUACUAUUAUAAAGAUGGAAAGAAAUGGAAUAGAACCAAAUGAUUCAGCCAUCAAUAAGGAAAACUUUGAAUUACUAGAUGAUCUAGAUAACAUAUUUUCUGAUGAUAUUUUUUAA
This is a messenger RNA of Danaus chrysippus (African queen), 951 nucleotides long. NCBI's taxonomy places the organism in Eukaryota, Metazoa, Arthropoda, Insecta, Lepidoptera, Nymphalidae. The record is from the annotation of a GenBank genome assembly.